CUCCUCCCCCCUUUGGGUGUGGAUAGCCGUUUGGGAGGAAGCGGGCCGCUCUGUCAAUUAGACAGUAGCUGGGGGAAGCAGAGGAGCGUUUGGUAGCCGUGGGUACUCCUCGCUACAGAGAAACAGCUGUGAGUGUGAGCGGAUCAGACAUCUUCUAUUCCUGAUGAAGAACUUCCAGGCGGCACACAACAACCGAAUUGAGUCAUCUGUGUUCUAAACCAGGUGUCAGCAUUCACACUCAAUCCAGUGCCUACAUGACAACCUCCUCUGUGUGUCUGAAUAAGACAGCAUUGUGAUAGAAAAAACGCAUGUGACUUCAUCACACUGCGUGAGAACCGAAGACAACAGAGGCUACUGCUGCUGACCAUCCCCGAGAGGCUGUCUCGAUCCUCCAUCCGCUCUCCCUGAGGACUGUUCUAUGAGGAGCCAGGGAGGUGGGGGCCACUGCUAAGCCAGAGCCAUGGGCCCUUUGGGGGUGCUGCUAUUGCUGGGGGCCUUCCACUGGACCCAGGCAUCUCUGGUGAAGGUCAAUAAGGGACUGAGAGUGAAGAGGGGCCAGUCAGCCUACCUGCAGGAGGGGGACCUGCAGUUCAACAUCCCCCGGGAGAAGGACGCCUGCAAGGUGGAGGUCGUCCUCAACGAGCCAAUCACACAGCGGGUGGGGACCCUGACCCCUCAGGUGUUUGACUGCCACUUCCUGACUGAUGAAGUAAAAUACGUCCAUAAUGGUUGCCCAAUUCUACGGAAGGAUACAGUCAUGCUUCGACUAUAUAGGUUCACAGACACGGACACAUACACAGAGGUUUUCUACCUGAACGUGAAGAUUCUGGAGCCUGACUGCAAUGUCAUUAAGUUGGGGCCCAGGACUCUGGCGGUGCCCGAGUUCUACGGGCUGUCGGACGUCCUUGACGGGAACGUACUGUCCUUCCACUACGAGCACAGGCCCAACCUGGAAUGCACUGUCCGAGUGUCCACUCAGGAAACACAUCUCCCCGCCCACGGGCAACUGGUCAUCGGGGAGCUUGAGAAGCUGGAGCCCAGAGGAGAUGAACCCCACAGCUUCAUUCCCAUUCGCCAGCAAUUACUGAACAUGGCCAGGGCAAAGUGUACAAAUGAGGCUUGUCGGAAGGGAAUGAAACUUGUGCAAACCACCAAGGUGCCCUGUGAUGAAUUCCUGGUGAUGGGCCUGAGGUACCAGCACACUGACCCCCCCUCGCCUGAUAUUGAUUACAUCGCUAUAAGACUGGACCUCACUGACACCAGGAGCAGGACCAUUUACAAGUCUGAGCGAGCCUGGAUUCCAGUGUCAAUCAAGAACGCCAUCCCGAACCAGCCGCCCAGGCCGGCUUUCAUGUCCAUGUUCAUCUUGGAGGUGGACCAGUUCAUCCUCACGCCCCUCACAACGGCGUCCCUGGAUGCCGAGGACAGCGAGACGCCCAAAUCCCUGCUGGUGUUUAACAUCAGCAAGCCCCCUAAGGAGGGCUUCAUCACUCACCUGUCUGACCAUACCAGACCCAUCACGUCUUUCACCUGGGGGGACCUGCAUGACAUGCUCAUCGCCUACCAGCCCCCCAACUCCAGCCAUACCCAGCGCAGGAAUUAUGAGGUGGAUUUUGAAGUCCAUGACUUCUUCUUUGAAAGAAGCUCUCGAAUCACAGUCCAUGUGUCAGUCAGAACUGCAGAUACCAACGCACCCAGGGUGUCAUGGAACAUGGGCAUCAGUCUUCUGGAGGGUCAAUCUCGUCCAAUCACGUGGGAGCAGCUGCAGAUUGUAGACAAUGACAACCUAAAAGCUGUGCGCCUCAUCACAGUGGAUGGGCUUCAGCAUGGAAGACUAACUGUAAAUGGUGGAAAAGGCUUCAUGUUCAGCGUCAGUGACAUCAAAGCAGGCGUGGUGUGCUAUCACCAUGACGACAGCGACACCACCAAAGACUAUGUGGUCUUCAGGAUCACCGACGGCCGCCACCAAACCCGGCAUAAGUUCCCCAUCAAUAUCCUUCCCAAAGAUGACAGUCCACCCUUCCUCAUCACCAACAUGGUGCUGGAGCUGUCAGAGGGGCAGACUGCACUCCUGAGGGGAUCUAUUCUGCAGGCCUCGGACAUGGACUCCAGUGAUGAUUACAUCCUGUUCAACGUCACACGCCCACCCCAGGCCGGAGAACUCAUGAAGAUACCAGGACCUGGACUCACUGGUUAUCCGGUCACCCGAUUCUUACAGAGAGACCUCUUCCACUCAGUCAUUUUUUACCGCCAUCUGGGGAAUGAGGUGUUCGAUGAUUCUUUUGAAGUUGUGCUCUCAGACUUCCAUGACCCACCCAACCUCUCAGAGCCUCAGGUUAUCGUUGUCAAUAUAAUCCCUGUGCAUGAUCAACUGCCAAGGGAGGCCCCAGGGGCAACUCGGCAUCUGGUCGUCAAGGAGACAGAGGUGAUCCACCUAACUAAGAAGCAGCUUCACUUUAUUGAUCCAGAAUCCCCUGACAGUGAGCUGACCUACACGGUUACCACAACCCCCUUCUACAGCCACAAUUAUGGGAGACAUGAUGCAGGAAGGUUAUUCCUAGUUGACAGCAUUCCCAAAUUAACCAAGGAUCCCAACGCACCAGUGCUAAGGCUCUUCACACAGCAUGCUGUGAAUUACAUGAAGGUGGCCUACAUGCCCCCCAUUCUGGACAUAGGUCCUUACCCCCAGCACAUCCAGCUUGUGUUGUCCAUCACCAACCAGCAAGGCAGCACCAUCACGGGAAUUUGCUUCAACAUCACAGUGCUGCCUGUGGACAACCAGCCCCCAGAGGUUUACACUAACCAGCUGACGGUGGAGGAGGGAGGAGACUGUGAGGUGGGGUUGGACCAUCUGCUCCUCACAGACCAAGACUCUAUGGAAGAUGCACUGCGGGUGGAGCUCAAGAGGGAGCCCCAUCAUGGACACGUUGAGCUGGAUGGCUUCCCCAUGAAACCAGGACAGGUUUUCACUGUGAAGGACCUGAAAAGCCUAAAAGUUAGAUAUCACCAUGACAGCACUGAAACAGUGCAGGAUGACAUUGUUUUCAUUGCCACUGAUGGAAUCAAUGCAGCAGACUUUGUUUUGCAAGUGAAGGUGAUACUGGUCAAUGACGAGAUCCCAAUUAUGAUGCCGGGUUUGAAACCCAUGCUUGACUGUGCCGAAGGCCAAGAGGUGGUCAUCACCACAGAGUACCUCUACGCCACAGACAACGACAGCGAUGACAGCAGGCUCUACUACAUGAUUGCUCGGCAGCCCUAUCAUGGAGUAGUGUGUAGGAGUGGCUUUGUGGUGGAUCGGUUCAUUCAGGCCGACAUAAUUGCAGGGAUUAUCACUUACAAGCACACAGGGGGCGAGAUUGGACGAUCUCCUCGUUAUGACGUCAUCACGUUUGUUAUUUCGGAUGGAGAAUCAGAGACCCUCCCAUCUUGCUGCCUUAACGAAGGACUCUCAUCUCCCAGGCACACCAACAGGCUUCAGCAGACCCUCCCCGUCUAUGACCUCAACAUCACUGUCUUUCCAGUCGACAGCCAGCCUCCAUCCAUUGUCAUUGGAGAUGUGUUUGUGGUGGAUGAAGGAGGUUCUGCCACCAUCACUGUGACCCACCUCAGGACCUCUGACAUGGAUACACCCCUGGAGGAGCUGGAGUUGAUCCUGGUGUCUCCUCCGCAGUUUGGAUACAUUGAGAACAUCUUGCCCAGCCCUGGGUUUGAGAAAAGCAACAUGGGAAUCAGCAUAGGGUCCUUCUCCUAUAAGGAUGUGAUGAAUGGGCAUAUUAACUACGUGCAAUCUAGACACCAGAGAAUCGAACCCACUGAGGACCAGUUCAUGCUCUAUGUGUCUGAUGGCAAGCGCCGUUCUUUGGAUACACCCUUCUACAUCAUCAUCAGCCCCAUCAAUGAUGAGAUUCCUGAGCUGCUUGCCAGAAACAUCACUGUACGUGAAGGAGACAUGAAGGAGCUGGACCCUACUAUACUCAACGCAGUGGACCUGGACAUUCCUCACAAUGACCUGGUGUUCAGCGUCAUCCAGCAGCCCCAGCACGGCGCGAUCAUGGGAAGGCUCUACGGGAACGACGUCACGCGCUACAAGAGACUCGUUCGCGAGGGGCACGCGUCAGAGGUGGCGGUGCAGGACUUCACACUGGAGGAGCUGAAGAAUGGAAUGACUGUGAUGUACAUGCACGAUGAUUCAGAGAGCAGGCAGGAUGGCUUCACCAUUGAGCUAACCGACGGCAAACACCAGCUCCAAAAACACGUCACAGUCAAGGUUGUGCCAGUCAAUGACGAGACUCCUGGUGUGAUCAGGAACAAUGGGAUAGAGGUAGAAAUGGGAGAGUCCCGGCUGAUCUCCGGUGCUGUCCUCUCCGCAGAGGACCGCGACACAUCUGCUGAGCACGUGCUCUACAUACUUGAGAGUGUUCCCAAUCAGGGACUACUGCAGAUUAAGGUAGACUUGGACUGGGUUCCCCUCUCAGUGGGGAUGAACUGUUCCCAGGAGACAGUGGACAUGAACCUGCUUAGAUACCUCCACACUGGAUCAGCUGGCUCCCAGGGACAAGACUUCUUUGUGUUCCACCUGGAGGACGGGAGCAACCGUUCCCCUGCUCAGCACUUCUACAUCACUGUGAAGGACAUGGAGAAGGGGGAGAUUGCUGUCUUCGUCAAGCCUGUGAAGGCCAAUCGGGGCGAGCGCGUGGUGUUGACCACGGAUGCCCUGCUGGCCGUGGACAGGACGGACAAGCCGGAGGAGCUCAUCUACACCGUCACUGCCCCUCCCUCCCAUGGCCAUGUCGAAUACAUCAAACACCCCGGCGUGCCCAUCAACACUUUCAGCCAGAUGGAUGUGGCUGCCAACCUGGUGUGCUACGUCCAUGACAACAGGGGCACGUCUCCCAGGGAGACAAUCCGGUUCAUUGUCAGCAACGGCCAGUCCACCCGCAACGGCACCCUGGAGAUUGCCGUGGAGAUGACGGACAGGGUGCCGCCAUCACUGUCACAGAACGCCGGUCUGCGAGUGCUCCAGGGCUCCACCAUGGCUCUGUCCUCCGAUGACCUUAGUCUGUAUGACCCUGACACCCCUCCUACCAGCCUCUUCUUCCUUCUGGCGCAAUCGCCGCAGUACGGCCAGCUCCUCCUAAAGGGAGCACCACUUGGCGGGGGAAAUUUCACCCAGCAGCACCUUCUAGACUUGGACCUGGCCUAUCGGCAUGCGGGUGGCCCCUCCCAGAUCGACCGCUUCAGCUUCACCGCCACUGAUGGCACCAAUCAGGGCUUCCUGGUGGAGGGGAGGGUCCAGACUGAGCCCGUCAUCUUCACCAUCCAGAUGGAGGCCCUAGACCGCUCCACUCCCAGGGUGGUGCAGCUGCAGAGCGUGCGGAAGGUGGAGCUGCUGAAGGACGGGCGAUACGGCAUGUUCGUCUCCUCCCGGGAGCUGAAGGCCCAGGACACUGACACCAGCGACGAGGAGAUCACCUUCCACAUCCUCCGACCACCCUACUUUGGCUACCUGGAGAACGCCACCACAGGCCAGUUUGUGAAUCAGCGUUUCACCCAGAGGGACCUGAACAGAAGGACCCUCCUCUACAUCAUCAGCUCUGUGCUGGAGGCCCUAUCUGACAGCGUGGAGCUCCAGGUCUCCGACCCGCAGGGCAAUGCCGGGGCCUCCCACACGCUGGAGUUUGCGUGGUCCCGUGUGGAGCUGGCUCAGUCCGAGCUCACCGCAUGCGAGGACCAGGGCAUGCUCUCGCUCACCGUCCUGAGGAAGGGUAACGCCGCGGAGUCGUCUUACGUGUCCGUCAAGGUGAAAGAGGUCACUGCUACCUCUGGGAAGGAUUUCACUCUCAGCCCAUCCACACUGAUCCAGUUUGAUCCCGGCGUGAACAGCAGGAGCUGGAGGAUCAAGAUCACCCAGGACCAGCUGGAGGAGGCAGAGGAGAGGUUUGAGGUGACCCUCACCUCCCCUGUCAGCACUGUGUUGGGCAGUGUCACCAAAGCGCUGGUGAAAAUCAUAGACGCAGGGAAAGGACAUUGUGGCAGUGGCACUACGCUUGAAGGGCCCAAUCUGCAAGGACAGUUGGUCCCCCAGGGGUCCCCGCCUCGCCACGGGGCCAUCCAGGUGGAGUCCCUCCCCCUCACCCAGCAGGACUCAGGAGGCUGGGCACGGGGAGACAAUGUGGCCCCAUUUGAGCCCCCUCCAUCCAAAAAGAGGCUGAGAACCAAUGGGAAUGGAAUGACAGUCCAACCCUCUUCUGUGCAUAAAAAUGGAUCAGACUUGGUGUUCACGUACCACGGGAUCAUGUCGAUGCGUGUGGAGGAUGACAGCUCUCCUUCCAGAAAGGGGAGGAAAGCCAAAGUGCUGGUGACCAGCAGGGGGCAGCAGACACCAACAGCUGUUUCUCCAGGGAAGAAAGCUAUACAGGCCCCAGACAUCAGCACGGUCCAGCACACUGCACAGGGCCCCGCUGGAGGCUCUUCUCCCAAAGCCUGUGCCCCUGCGCUAAUGGGGCUCCUCCACUUCAGCCAGAGCUCCAGCCAGCUCCUCCGCUGUGACGGCGUCUCCUGGAGACCCUGGGCGCUUACUGAUGAGAUGGUCGGUGCUCAGAAGUGCCCGGUGGGAUGGACCUAUCACGGAGACCGCUGCUACUUCUUGGCCACAGAGCAGAAGGCUACGUGGAGCGCGGCCACCAGAGCAUGCAGAGAGAAUCACAAUGGCAACCUUGUCAGCAUUCUUUCAAAGACAGACAUGGACUGGUUGUGGGACUUCAGUGGCCGGAAGCCGUUCUGGAUAGGCUUGAAUGACCGGGAGAACAGGGGGCGCUGGGAGUGGGUUGGGGGGGAGCCGGUCAGCUACACCAACUGGAGGAAGAGCCUCUCGCAGGUGAAGAGGAACGGGGCAAAGAACUGCGUCCUCGUGCGGAGGAGGGCCAAGUGGCAAAUCCAAGACUGCAAGAAGGGGAAGAGACAUCGUUACGUGUGUUACCUCAAAGCAUGAGCACCACAAAAACUGUGCGCCCGCACAUACACAUCUGGCUUACAGCCUUACCAAAAAUGCAGAUGCUAUAUGCAAAACGUGUCAUAUAUGCAAUGGUGACCAUCACGUCACACCAGUGUAAAUGUUACAAUUCCUUGGGCCUACACAGGCAAGCUAUAGAAUAAACAUUACUGCUCAUCAGCAGACAAAUGAUUAAGCACAAAUCAAAAAUCAAUGCAACUGAAAACUUGCUUUAUGUACACUGUUCAUCUAAUUUACAUAGUCAUUCACUGAGAUGAGCUAUUCUAAUUUAUGUUAUUUGUAAUGUAUGAACCAUUUUAAAUGUGUAAAUUCCUUUUUCACAAUUUUAAAAGAUAUUUAUUUUUUAUGAAUUAGUGGAUCACGAAAAGUAUUUACCUUGCAAGACACUGGGGCGUUCACUGCCUGGACACAGACUCAUUCAGCAGUAGCUUCUUUCUUUAAAAUAAUGGUAAUGAUACAGUACAGCAUAACUUGUAGUGACUAUACAUCUCAAUGGCAGCAGGCACAGGACAGAUCUGAGUAGAGCUCUGCCCUGGCCAGUACACAUCUCAUAUUUAAAACGGCUACUAGCAAGCUUAAUAGUUUAGUUCCCUGUUUCACCCCAGUCAUAAGCCACGUAGACAAUCUUGUCUCUCCCUAGUAGAAAUGCUAAUGUCACAGAAGAGCAGAGAUCAACUCUGCAGUAAUUUUGGCCUGUUGUUGUAACUGUGAAACUCCCUGGUGCUAACUGAAAAAAAUUAUAGGAGUGAUGCAGUGUCCUUUCUGAAGGUGGAACACUUCACUAAGAACCACCUGCAUUUAACACAUCCUCAUACGGUGUGUAUUUUAUAUGGGGUCUUCUCUCUCAUUCAAUGUAUUAUCAAAUUGUACUGUAAACAUUGUAUCCAAUUGAAUGUAUCACUUGUGUUUUAUAUUUUCUGCCAAUACGUUUUUCCAAAGUAAACAUAAAUGCCUAAAUGGGAA
This is a messenger RNA of Anguilla rostrata (American eel), 7975 nucleotides long. It is a transcript of the gene frem1a, whose product is annotated as Fras1 related extracellular matrix 1a. NCBI's taxonomy places the organism in Eukaryota, Metazoa, Chordata, Actinopteri, Anguilliformes, Anguillidae. The coding region runs from base 461 to 6991 and encodes 2176 amino acids. Gene Ontology annotation, biological process: anatomical structure morphogenesis; cell communication. Gene Ontology annotation, cellular component: membrane. The transcript has 37 exons. The record is from RefSeq and is a predicted model, not a curated record.